UAGAGAAGAAGAAGGGAUGAAACCUUGCGCUUCCCAGGAGGCUCCGGCAGAAGCAAACUGCUGCAAGCCUCUCCUUGCUUGUGUGUUUUUCCUCAUUAAUAACCUUUGCCAUCUUGGACACACAAGUAUUGCUUGACCAUAUGUAUUUCAGUUUUCAUUGGUGAGAUAUUAGAGGCUAUGCUUUCUGGAGUAGCUUCCGAGUAUUAUCUUGGGCGCUUUGAUUUGCGCCAACAGGUUUCUCGAGACAAAGGGAGCCUACAUAUCCUCCCACUCUUUGGCAGAUCUGAAUUACCUAUCAGUCAGUGCAUCUGUUUUUCUGAGGCUCAGUGUGGGCUUUAAAAGCCUUCGGCGGUUGAAAACAAUGCAGAAGAAAGUUUUCUUCUCGCUGGUAGGAAAAAAGUUGGAGCAUUUCUUUGCGGUUAACCUUAGCUGUCUCCACUCUCCGCAGGAGCAACACAGUUCCCAAUUACGUUUUGAAACAAAUGAUUUGGAGAGCGUGGGUCGGAUGCACUGAAAUGCAUCUGGGGGAUUGGGAUUUUGUGCGCUUGUGUGUCUGCAGGAAAGGAAAGGUGUGUUUGUUCGAUGCAGUUAUGGAUAGUAGUAGUUGUUGUUAACCACCAUCAAACUUUGACUUAUUGCAAGUGUAUGAAUGAGAGAAUUCCAAGUCUCUAAUUCAGGUCUUACAAAGUCAGGGCAAGCAUGGCAUUCAUCCACCUUCAUUGUGGUCUUGCUCUUCUCCUACUGGCUAUUUAUUUCUCCUUUUUUAGCAAUCCACGGUAUCCGCAAAACUCUUCUCCAGGUAUCUCAGUGCCCAGGCAGACUCAUAUUGGGAGAAACCGGCUGAGGACGAUGGAAGUUGUGAUCCAAGACAUCUGGAGAGGGCACUGGAAACACGACAGCAGACUGUCAUCGAAAACUGUGUGCAGCCUUUCCGGUCUCUUGGGUUCGAAUACUUCCUCGUUCCAUUCUUUCUUCAUUUGUUUCUUCCCUGGGAACAUGCUGUAAUUUCCUGCGGUGCGCUUAGGUCUUGCUUCCUUCUUUGCCCGCGUUCCUGCUAUGAUUUACAGCAAAUGGCUGAUCAGGAUUAUAUGACCAUCGUUCCCAUUUGAAGCCAGUUCCGGUUUCAAUUGCGAUGAAGCAAGGCCAACACACAAAAAAACACUCUCUAGUUCUUUGGUGGUUCUUUUGGAAGGGACCCAGGGAGGAUCUAAUUUGUCCCAUGUCAAUGCAAAGAUUGACAGCAUGUUCACAUGCGCCUCCUUGCCAAAACUGAGAAAGUUGUCCACUUUCCAUACUAUCACAGACAUGAUGAUCUCUCUUUCAGAUGUCUCGUGUCUUUUGCUUUUUGCUCCUCUCCUGUUGGCACUUAGCAUUAGAGGGAGUUGCAGUGUUUGUCAGCGUUGCAAUGUAUCUCAGAGUUGCAAUCUUUCUUGGACUUAUCUCGGAGACUUAUGCAUUGCAGUUCCUUCUCAGAGCUUGGGAAAGUUGAGUUUUCCAUUAAGAAGGACUGUUUUUUUCUUUUCCAUACAAGUUUUUGGGAAGCUUUGCGACAAGGGCUGCAACCAGAGCUUCCCCGCAAUGUGGGCUGAGCUUCCAGAGACUUAUCUCAGAGACGUAUCCAUUGCAAGCGCAGACCAAGGCUCCUCCUAAGGCUUUUGUGCCAGAUUGCCAAGCGAGAAGACGCUGAGCCAAAUGGCCGCCAUUAAAAUCCAAGCACGCUUUCCGCAAAAUGGCUUUUAGCCGGACGUGAUGAAUGUGCCACUUUGUCCAAUUAAAGUCAGUCGAGAUGGUAGAGAAAAAUAUGGCUUGCAUUAGAUGCGUCGGCAUAAGUGUGGGAAGUAAGUCAUGUGCACUUAGCUUAAUGGGAUUGCAGCUUUGGCUCUGGGUCCUGAUUGCCAAUCUUAGCAUUGACCAAGAGAAUCUCCAUUGCAGGCUGUUUCCACAUUACUUGGUUAUAUCACUUUGAUAGGACUUUAUCUGCUAUUGUUAUGGCAUAGCUAUGGAUUUGUUGCUGUUGUUAACUUGCAUCAAACCGACUCCGACUUAGGAAGACCCUAUGAACGAAAGACCUCUGGACCCCCUGCAAUUUCAAGUCCUUGGCUUCCUAUAAUACUUAUUGUGCAGCUUCUGACUUUCCUUUCAUCUUUGAGCAAGUCAGCAGCUGAACGGCCUGGAAUCUAGGGAAGACAUCAAUAGUGUACCCCAAAAGGCACCAGAUUCCCAUCAAAUAUUGGAUGUUAACCAGGAUCAGCCCUGGUUAUUACUUGGAUGGGAGACCACCAAUGACUACCGCGUGCUGUAGGCUAUAUUUUGAAGGAAGGAACUGGCACAACCACAUUUCAGGAUUCCUUUCUUUAGAAAACCCUGUGGAAUUCAUAGGAUCGCCAUAAAUCGACAAGCAACUUGAAGGAACAAAUAUUUAAAUACCUUCAAGGCACCAGAUCCUGCCUGGUCUUGAAAGCUAAAGAGAGUCUUCCCUGGAUAGCGCUUGAAUGGGAGACCGCUAACAAAGACCAGGGUCUGUAGGCUGUAUUUCCAAGGAAAGAACUGGUGAAAAACCGUCUCUGAGGAUCCCUUGCCUAAGGAAACCCUAUGAAAUUUGUGGGUCGCCAUAAGUCGACAGGUGGCUUGAAGGAACAAAGACACGUAUUGAAAUAACUUCAAGGUGCCAGAUCCUGUCUGAUGUUGGAAGCUAAAGAGAGUCUGCCCUGGAUAGCGCUUGGAUGGGGGAACCGCGAACGAAGACCGGGUGCUGGAGGAUAUAUAUAUUUCAGAGGAAAGAACUAGCAACAUCACCUUUAUGUAUUCCUUGCCUAAGAAACCCUCGGAAAUUAAUGAGGUCACUGUAAAUCAACAGGCGACUUGAAGGCACAGAUACGGAAUCUGGACCCAGUGGCUUUACCAGGUUUUAAGUAGAGAUAGUAAAUCAAUCAUUUUUCUGGGAGUUACACUCUCCUGGAGAAAGAAAGAAAGAAAGAAAGAAAGAAAGAAAGAAAGAAGAAACCAACUGAAGGAGCUGAGCAUGUGCGCAUUGUCAGGUGUGCUAUUGGUCUCUGGAUUAGUCAGAGGUUGUGCAAACCUGGGGCAGUUUCAGCUCCUGUUCCUGCAAAUGCCAACUUAUCUUUAUCAACCGUAAAUGGGAAGAAAAGGCCUUGCUGGCACGGCACCCGGUUCCUUUUGGAUUUUGCGGCAUCGAGAAAGGGCCCGGCUCAAUGAACAUGACCGAUCUGGAGAGGGUGGCUUAUCGGAUGGCUUGGCAUUCAUGGGGUAAAUCAUUCACAGACGGAUGGAUGGAAGGAGGCGGUGAAAGGUGAUGAGAUCUUAUUUUACACUCCGUGACUCGGGAGGAGCCCUACACGGCACUAAACUUGGACUCAAUCCUUUGUUUAUGAGAGGCAUGGUCUAAGUGGUUCUCUCGCACCGGAUCCUGCAGAUCACCGUCAGAGAAGAUGGCCCAUUCCAGGUCGAACGGAUCCCACUAUGCCUUGACAGCCAUAGGGCUGGGGAUGCUGAUCCUUGGCAUCAUCAUGGCUGUUUGGAACUUGGUCCCGGGGUUUGGCCUAAGUACAAAGCCCCACUCGGUUGGAAACAGCAGUAAGACUGAUCCCGACGGAGGGACUUUGCAUAAGAACAAGACUGUUUCGGUGGCUUACGUUUUGGUCGGCGCUGGGAUAUUGCUCUUGCUGUUUUCUGUUUGCCUGAGCAUCCGGGACAGAAGGAAGCAAAGGCAAGACAUAGACAUUUCUAGGAUACAGCAUCAAACGUCGAUUGAGCAUCAGCCGCAGGAAGACAGUCAAGAAGAAGACGAGGAGACCCUCUCGCGGUAUUACGUCCCGAGUUACGAAGAAGUGGUGAACGCCAACUAUCCCAGGCAGAGCGACGCGGACAGAGGCGAGCCAAUCAACAUGUCUCUUCCCUCGUAUGAAUCUCUGACAGGGAUCGAUGAAAGCACCCCGACCAGACCCCAAACGGCGGCCGACGGGCAUCUGGAGCGCCAACCCAGCCGGCACAGCUCCCGCCUGGGCAAAAGACUUAAGCCCUUGAAAGUCCGGAGAAUCAAGUCCGAAAAGCUCCACCUGAAAGAUCUCCGAGUGAACCUUCCCGAGGGAAACGGUUCUGGCCGGAUCACCAUUGAGCCUCUGACUCCCCCUCCGCAGUACGACGAGAUUUCCAGCAAACCCUCCGAAAGACAAGGAGGAUCUUAAUGCAACGUUCUCUAAAACAUCAUUCAAUACUUCAGAAGAGUCAAGGUUUUGGCCUUUAAAAAGAGCUGGUUUGAACUAGAUAGAGGUUGCAUCUGCAUUGCAGCGUCAGUGCCGUUCUGGUGGUGCUUUAGCAGUGCAAUGGCUCAAUGGCAUAGGAUCCUUGGGUUUGUCGUUUUGCAAGCUUUCUCUGCCAAAGAGUGUUGGUGCCUCACCAAACUACACAUCCCAGGAUUUUAUAGGAUGGAAAUGUGCUUGUUAAAGUGGUGUCUAAGUGCUUUAAUUCUGCAGUGCAGAUGCAGAUGUUAUUCAUUUUGGCAAUCAUCCGAAGGGGACCAAAGUUGUAUUGGUCAGUGUCUGGACCAUGACAUUAAAGCAUAAUUUUUAUGCUGAAUGCUUCUGGACCUUUUGAAAAAGAACAAGAAGCAUGAAAUCCUUACUUUUCUUUGGGAUGUGUGGAAACUGGAUCCCAAACCAUGUGUGGAGAACCAUCGGCGAGACCCUCAUGAGACGAGCAUCUCAAUGGAAUAUUAUUUCGAUAAAUCCCCAUACGGAGAGGAUUCGAACUCCCCUACUAUUGUGUAAAUCCUCAUCUGUAGUAAAACCCAGAUCUGUCGCUUCCGGUGUGGACUCAACCCAGAAGAAGUCCUUCCAAAUGUGGGGAUAAUAAAAACCCAGAUAAACGCAAGGAUGUGUUUGAUAGCUGUCAAAACUGGAGUCCUUAUGUUUGCAUUUUUCUAAGCGAUGGCUUAUUUUCCACUCUUUGGAUUUUGGGUUUUCCGCAUCGUCCUGUUUUUCUCACGGUGACCAUUUCAUUUUUUGGAAAAUGUCUUUUCCCCGGAAAAGGUGGAAGCAAAGGCCUGUUACAGACAGCCAAAAUAAAGCUGCUUCGAGUCACAGUGGAGGUUUGGUGUUUCAAUGCUGCAUGCGUCCUAAGAGUCCAGAAGUCGC
Sceloporus undulatus (fence lizard) is the source of this 5153-nucleotide messenger RNA. It is a transcript of the gene TMEM51, whose product is annotated as transmembrane protein 51. Bases 3450 to 4205 code for a protein of 251 amino acids. The transcript is spliced from 3 exons. The record is from RefSeq and is a predicted model, not a curated record. Lineage: Eukaryota; Metazoa; Chordata; Lepidosauria; Squamata; Phrynosomatidae.